Molecule: messenger RNA, 1017 nt
Organism: Parnassius mnemosyne (clouded apollo)
Lineage: Eukaryota; Metazoa; Arthropoda; Insecta; Lepidoptera; Papilionidae
Source: the annotation of a GenBank genome assembly
AUGUUUUUAGUAAAAAUACCCAAUUGGGCGAGAACUCGGCUAGGUCUAAAAUCUCGCGAGAUCGCAUUCCCUAAUGAAGACUGGCUACUAUAUAAGAAAGCUAAGUCUGAAUACAAAAAAUGUAUCAGGUAUCGACGCUCGACUGGGUGGCGUAAAUUCUGUGGCAACAUAGAAACCUGCGAACAAGCAAAUAGGAUAAGGAAUAUUCUAGCUAAACAGAACACGUCGGGAUCCAUGUCUCUAAAGAAACCCGACGGUAGCCACUCAACAUCGCCGGAUGAAGCCCAACGCAUCCUAAUUGAAACGCACUUCCCAGGUUGCUGCGUAACCCAGGAGGCAAACCGGCAUGACGACAUACUGACACCAACAGCAGAAGACUGGAAUUUAGCACAGAGAGUGGUAACGAUGGACAAAAUCCAUUGGGCCAUUCACAGUUUCCUCCCCUAUAAGGCGGCAGGACCUGACGGCAUAUUCCCGGCUCUCCUACAGUGGGGGGGUAAAGCCCUAAUAGUCAGACUUGUUGCCAUAAUGAGAGCCUAUCUGGCUCUUAAAUAUGUUCCUAGGGGAUGGAGGGAAGUGAAAGUCACAUUCAUACCCAAACCAGGUAAGAGCGACUACACAGACCCUAAAUCCUACAGGCCCAUUAGCCUCACAUCCUUUCUCCUAAAGACGAUGGAGAGGAUGUGUGAAAGGAAAUUAAGGGGAUCGGUGCUAAUGAACUUACCACUACACGACAAGCAACACGCCUACAGUCUAGGCAAAUCAACAGAAUCGGCACUUCAUCAGGUAAUUACAAAGAUUGAAGAGGCCAUCCAAAACAAAGAAAUAUGUCUAGGUUCCUUCAUAGAUAUAGAAGGUGCUUUUGACAGAACGAACUUCUCCAGCAUAAAAGGUGCACUCAGUAGACAUAAAGUUGAACCGGCACUGAUCGACUGGAUAGUUUACAUGCUCAGUACACAAAUAAUAAAGAUUGCUGGUGAAUCUCAACCAAUCCAAAUUAAGAAAGGCUACCCGUAG